AUGGAUUCCACAGCAGCCUAUGCCUCUCUGGUGAAAGAUGUUAAUUCAUUUGAGUUCACAACAAACUAUCAUCCAUGUGAGCUGUUGCUCAUUGGAGAUGAAGCCUUCCCAGUGCUGGUGAGCACCAGUGGGCAAGUGCUAAUUGCAGCAUCUUGUUAUGGAAAGGGCCGGAUGGUGGUUGUUUCCCAUGAGGGAAUCUUGAAGGACUCCAAGUUUUCCCAGUUCCUCAGAAAUGCUGUGGAGUGGCUCAAGCCUUCCCCCGAGGCCCUGGUUGGGGUCCAUCCUCAUUUGGAUUCCCUCACCCAGCUGCUGCUCAGGGCUGGCACCAAAGUACAGGCUGGGGCAGAGCUUAGCCCCUCCCUGGGGGUGUACUGUAUGGACGCCUAUGACAGCACGCAGGCAAAAGACUUGGUUGGCUUUGUAAAGGGGGGUGGGGGGCUGCUCAUUGGUGGCCAAGCCUGGCACUGGGCUAGUCGAUAUGGCAAGGAGAAGGUGCUGUUUGAAUUCCCUGGGAAUCAGGUGACCAGCGUGACUGGCGUGUAUUUCACAGGCAGUGAGGGAGAGACUGACUCUUUUUCAGUGUCCAAAGAAAGGCCGAGGAUUCCUCUGAUCAGCCGACAUGGAUUGGAUACGAAAAAAAAUUUAGAAGUUCUUUUGAAAGGAGUGACCGAAUUCAAGAUAGAAGAUGGCAGUGUCCCCUCCCAUCUACUCAUCCAUGGUGCAUUGGCAUUUCCUAUUGCUAUGAAUGACUCCCACCAGGCAUUCCUUGUAGCUGCACACUAUGGCAGGGGCCGUGUUGUGGUACUUGCUCAUGAAAACUUUUUCCAAGCAUCAGCAAUGAAAACCUUUAUCCUCAAUGCCAUUGGUUGGCUUGAUGCUGGGAAGGGAGGACAAGUUGGUAUUGCUGGUGAUCUGCAGGAUUUUUUCACUUUCCUAAGCCAGGAGAAGAUCCCUUGCAAGCUAAUGGAUCUUAAGGAAAACCUGAGUGUGUACUGCUGCAAAGUUUACAGUGAUGAGGAGGUGGAGAAGAUUCAUGAGCUUGUUUCAAGGGGCGGUGGUCUGCUGAUUGGAGGACAGGCAUGGUCCUGGGCUGCAGCGAAUGCUGAUGAGAAUGCCAUUGCUGAGUUUCCUGGGAACAAAAUACUGCAAAAGUUUGGAGUUAGUAUCUUAGGAGAUAACAUACUACCAUCAAGUCAGCCAGUCUUACAUCCUGAUGCGAUUUUCUUACAGUACCACUUUCGCAAGGCACUCUCCCAAUUUCAGCAAAACCUCAAGAAAAAAGAAGCUCUAAAGCCACCAUAUUCCUCCUGGCUCAAGAAAUUAGCACAGGACUCAAGAGUGUUCCUGAGGAUUCCAGCACAGACCUCCCUAGCUAUCUGCUUUGUUCAGAAGGAGAUGGCUGAGCUAGUGCUUUCCCAGGGGGUUCUUGAUGUCAGUGCUGACAGCCCAAUCAAAGGCAGCUCUGAGGAAAUGGUUUUAAUCAACAUAGCUGCCGAGCUCUAUGGCAACUUCCCUGAUGUACAAAAACAACUGUGUGCUCCCAACCAAAAUCUUCCAGAAAUGACUACAUCCCCAACUGUAACUGUUCAGAUUGAUGGAAGAAAUGAAGGUCCAGAAGCAUGGAGAAGCACUGGGCUUUAUAUUCCUCCCAGAAGAACAGCCACUCUAUAUUUUCCCGCUUCUGCUGUUGCAGCUAACCUGAAGGUGCAGAUUGGCUGUCACACUGAUGACCUCAGCUAUGCUGCAGAGCUGAAGCGGCCUCCGUUGGUGGUAAAGAAAUUCAAAGUUGAAAAAACCACCAUGGAAGUCUCUAGUCUGUGGGGUGGCCUCAUAUAUAUCAUAGUGCCAAAGGAGAGCACAUUAGGCCAAAUAUCAGUCACAAUUAAAGAGGCUGUGCAGGCUCCAUUCUUCAGGCUUGGUAAGUGUGACAUCUCUGCCUGGCAGUCAACCAUCUGUCAGUACCCAGCCCCCUGGGCUGAGCUGGCCACAGAGAACAUCAUCCUGACAGUACCAGCUGCUGAUGUACGCCACAUGGACGACCCAGAGAGUCUGCUUUCCAUCUGGAACAAGAUGAUGAAUGCAAUAGCCAGACUGGCAGCCAUCCCAGCAACUUUUCCAAGGCCAGAGAGGAUGGUGGCAGAUGUCCAGAUAUCUCAUGGUUGGAUGCAUGCUGGCUACCCAGUCAUGCAUCAUUUGGAGUCGGUGACAGAGAUGAUAGAUCUGCAGUCCCUCCAAGCCAACGGCCUUUGGGGUGCCAUUCAUGAGCUGGGCCACAAUCAGCAGCAAUCUGAAUGGGAGUUUCCUCCUCACACCACCGAAGCCACCUGCAGCCUCUGGUCUGUUUAUGUGAAUGAGACUGUGUUGGGCAUCCCAAGAGAUAAGGCCCACAAUGCACUCACGGUGGAAUUUAGAAAGAAGAGGAUUCAAGAUUACAUUAAAAAUGGAGCACAGCUGAAGGACUGGGAAGUAUUUACUGCCCUGGAGACGUACCUGCAGCUGCAAGAGGCCUUUGGAUGGGAAGCCUUCAUUGAAAUCUUUUCUAAAUACCAAAAUAUGUCUGAGCUCCCAGAUGAUAAUGACUCAAAAAUGAAUCUGUGGGCAGAAACCUUUUCUCAUCUGGUGAAGAAGAAUUUGACUCCUUUCUUUAAAAGCUGGGGAUGGCCAAUCAAGGAGAGCCUUUCCCAGCAGCUGGCUGAUUCUUUCCCCAGUUGGUCAGAUGAUCCAAUGAAGCAAUAUAGCUCCUAA
Messenger RNA from Grus americana (Whooping crane), 2745 nucleotides. RefSeq names its product TRPM8 channel-associated factor 2-like. The coding region runs from base 1 to 2745 and encodes 914 amino acids. The record is from RefSeq and is a predicted model, not a curated record. The transcript is spliced from 7 exons. NCBI's taxonomy places the organism in Eukaryota, Metazoa, Chordata, Aves, Gruiformes, Gruidae.